Molecule: messenger RNA, 1692 nt
Organism: Zootoca vivipara (common lizard)
Lineage: Eukaryota; Metazoa; Chordata; Lepidosauria; Squamata; Lacertidae
Source: RefSeq, a predicted model, not a curated record
AUGAACAAAGAGAGGUGUGCCAGCAGGGACCAGUGGCAGCAGUGCUCCUAUAGUCCUAUAGGAGGGGCUGCUGGGCUUGGAAGGGGCUGGUCGCAACCACUACAGCAGCAGCAGCAGCAGCAGCAGCAGCAGCAGCAAAAUGGCAGUGGGUGGCAGGCCAUGCUGCAGUGCACGAGGGCUAUAGGCUUGAAAGAGAGGUGGGAAAGUGUGGACCUGGGGGAGAUCAUGUUUUCCCUUUGUUACCUGCCAACUGCAGGUCGCCUCACUUUAACAGUCAUUAAGUGCAGGAAUCUCAAAGCGAUGGACAUAACUGGUUACUCAGAUCCUUACGUCAAGGUGUCCUUGCUCUGUGAUGGAAGGAGGCUGAAGAAGAAGAAAACCACCAUUAAAAGAAACACACUUAAUCCUAACUACAAUGAGGCAAUAAUCUUUGAUAUCCCUCCAGAGAACAUGGACCAAGUCAGCCUGCUUAUCUCUGUUAUGGAUUACGACCGAGUUGGCCAUAAUGAGAUUAUUGGGGUUUGCCGUGUAGCAAACAAUGCUGAGGGACUAGGCCGAGACCACUGGAACGAAAUGCUGGCUUACCCACGGAAACCAAUUGCACACUGGCACCCACUAGUAGAAGUGAAGAAAUCCUUCAAGGAGUGGCAUGGCCGAGCCGCCAGCUUUGACAGCCAGGGCUCCUGUCCCUCUCCCAAACCGCCUUCAACACCAUGAUGCAUCGAGUGGUGAAUUCAAUGGGACUCAACCAAGUUCUUUUUCGAUUCAUUUCCAUUUGAUUCUUUGCCACUUGUCUGGAAUUCCACAGCAAUUCUAUGGCUGAAUGGAAGAAGAAGUGGACAUUAGACAGUGAGGGCACUUGUUCCCACAAUGACAAAGGCAGCAAAACUGUUCUGUGGUCAUAUUUGUCUUAGUUAUUUAUGUCUCUCAAGGUGAUGUUCUGUGUGGUUUUCACUUUUUGGACAUGGCUGCCUGGGACGGGGGGAAAGUUGGAGGAGUGUGACGUAGGCCGGAACACCGGCCUGUAAAAUAACCUGUAAAAUAGCUAUUCGUGUGUGUCUGGAGGUGGACAAAUAGUAGAGAAGCACUGACAUUCUGCAGAUAACCAUGCAGAUUUAAGAAAAGAAAUGGAGGGGGAUGAGACUAACAAGUGAAAAGGCCUUGAUUAGACUCCUUGUGACAUGUGAACAACCCUUGUUAUUGUGAUCAGCGGUACAUUACAAAAAAAUUCUUACUCAUACUGUGAUGUUCAUGGAGUCUGUGCUGUGUGUGACCCAGCCUGCCCUUUGAUGUGUUUUACAGAGUUACAAAUUCCUCAGGGAAAAAAAUAACACUUUUUCUGUAUUUAUGUUCUCCGGAGAACCUUUUGCAUGAGCUCAGUUGCUUAAGGUGCAGCUCAUUCUUGCUGCAAUUUAGAGCUGGUCCCAGCUUUGCAAUUUUUAACAAAAGCUCUAUCUCCUCCUCUCUCUUUUUUUAAAAGAUCUAUUUAGAUCUAUUUCACACACUUAUUUCUUCUUCUUGAGAGUAGUGAAAACAGCUAUAUUUGUUGAGACUGUGAUUUGCAAAACUAUUUUGUCUAGCAAGUCUUUUCUAGAAGCAUUUUGAUUUUGUCCGUCAUAUACUUAAAAAGGAUGAAUCAUUUGCCAAAAUUACUGAAAGCUGCAACAUUUUGAGUAUUUUUUAAAUUAACUU